Plasmodium inui San Antonio 1 is the source of this 231-nucleotide messenger RNA. RefSeq lists its product as hypothetical. The record is from RefSeq and is a predicted model, not a curated record. The coding region runs from base 1 to 231 and encodes 76 amino acids. NCBI's taxonomy places the organism in Eukaryota, Apicomplexa, Aconoidasida, Haemosporida, Plasmodiidae. The transcript has 2 exons.
AUGGAUUCAAUAUAUAACACGAGUAGAAAGAAACUAAACAGGGACAAAGAAAAUAUCCUGAGUCAUCAGAGACAAAAUCCAGGGGGAUACCAUGAAAGAUCCAAAUCAUCAACAAGCAGCAACUCCCAGAAAAACAAAAAGAGGAUAAGGGUGCAAAAUAAGGAGGAAAAUAAUAAAGACAGAGGAAAUGAUUUCGCGAAAAAUACGGCUAAAAUACAGAUUAAUUACUGA